AUGGGAAAAAAGUCUGCCAAUAAUAAGAAGAACAACAAGAAACAAGUCGAGGAGGUUGUUUCUGAUGACGAAAAUGUCACCCAAAAGUUUGAGAAGAUGAGAAUCAACCAAUUCACUGCUACUGGAUCGUUAUCAUCAAAAGAAUCAUCAAGAGAUAUUAAAAUCGAACAAGUAACUUUAACUUUCCACGGUAAAGAAUUACUUAGUGAUACUACAGUAGAAAUUAAUUUUGGUCGUCGUUAUGGUUUGAUCGGUUCUAAUGGAUGUGGUAAAUCGAUUUUCCUCCAGUGUCUUUCGAUCCGUGAGUUACCAAUUCCAGAGCACAUCGAUAUCUUCUACUUGUCAGAGGAAGCUUAUCCAACCGAGAGAACCGCACUCCAAACUGUCAUUGACGAUGCCGAGAAGGAGGUGAAGCGUCUCGAAGCCUUGGAAGAGCGUCUCUUGAUCGAGGAGGGUCCAGAGAGCGAAGAGCUCAUGGACGUCUACGAGAGAAUGGAGCGUCUCGACCCAGACACCUUUGUUGCACGUGCCUCUGAGAUCUUGAUCGGUCUCGGUUUCACAAAGACCACAAUGCACAAGAUGACCAAGGACUUGUCCGGAGGUUGGCGUAUGAGAGUAUCACUCGCCAAGGCACUCUUUAUCAAGCCAACCCUGUUGUUGCUCGACGAGCCAACUAACCAUUUGGAUCUCGGUGCCUGUGUAUGGCUCGAGGACUACCUCUCCAAGUACGAUCGUUCACUCAUUGUCAUCUCUCACUCACAGGACUUUUUGAAUUCCGUUUGCACCAACAUCAUCCACAUGAAACAAUCGAAACUCCAAUACUACGGUGGUAACUACGACACCUUCAUCAAGACAAAGGCCGAGCUGGAGGUCAACCAGAUGAAGGCAUACCACAAGCAACAAGAGGAAAUCGCACACAUCAAAUCUUUCAUUGCCAGUUGCGGUACCUACGCAAAUCUCGUCAGACAGGGUAAGAGUAAGCAAAAGAUCAUCGACAAGAUGGAGGAAGCCGGUCUCGUAGAGAAGGUCGUCGAGGAGAAGAAGUUCAAUUUUAGAUUCCCACCAUGCCCAGAGUUGGCACCACCCAUUCUCCAGUUUAACAAUGUCACUUUUUCAUACUCUGGUAAGGAGGCCGAUGUUUUAUACCGUGAUUUGGAUCUCUCUGUAGAUCUCGACUCUAGAAUUGCCUUGGUCGGUCCAAACGGUACCGGUAAGUCGACACUCUUAAAGUUGAUGUGUCAACAGAUCCACCCAACCAAGGGUGAGGUUCGUAAGCACGGUCAUCUCAAGAUCGCUCGUUACCAUCAGCAUGCCGCCGAAGCUUUGGAUCUCACAAUGACUCCACUCGAUUUUAUCAAGAAAUCCUUCCCACAAUACGAGAAGGACACUGAAGAGUGGAGACGUGAGAUCGGUCGUUUCGGUGUCACCGGUAAGUCACAGACCGAAGCAAUCGGUUGCAUGAGUGACGGUGUCAAGAGUCGUCUCAUCUUUUGUAUGAUGGCUUUGGAGAACCCACAUUUGCUAUUGUUGGACGAGCCAACUAACCAUUUGGAUAUGGAGUGUAUCGACGCUCUUGCCGAAGCCAUCAACGAAUUCCCAGGUGGUAUGGUACUUGUAAGUCACGAUUUUAGAUUGAUUUCCCAAGUCGCUCAGUCUAUUUGGGUUUGCGAUAACAAGACUAUUGCUCCAUGGAAGGGUGACAUCACAAGUUAUAAGAACACUUUGAAGAGCCAAAUCAAAUUCACAUAA
This is a messenger RNA of Heterostelium album PN500, 1749 nucleotides long. It is a transcript of the gene abcF2, whose product is annotated as ABC-F family ATP-binding cassette domain-containing protein. NCBI's taxonomy places the organism in Eukaryota, Evosea, Eumycetozoa, Acytosteliales, Acytosteliaceae. The coding region runs from base 1 to 1749 and encodes 582 amino acids. Gene Ontology annotation, molecular function: ATP hydrolysis activity; ATP binding. The transcript is spliced from 2 exons. The record is from RefSeq and is a predicted model, not a curated record.